This is a messenger RNA of Microdochium trichocladiopsis, 1249 nucleotides long. RefSeq names its product pyridoxal phosphate-dependent transferase. Gene Ontology annotation, biological process: L-aspartate biosynthetic process. Gene Ontology annotation, cellular component: cytosol. The coding region runs from base 1 to 1212 and encodes 403 amino acids. The transcript has 5 exons. Gene Ontology annotation, molecular function: pyridoxal phosphate binding; L-aspartate:2-oxoglutarate transaminase activity. Lineage: Eukaryota; Fungi; Ascomycota; Sordariomycetes; Xylariales; Microdochiaceae. The record is from RefSeq and is a predicted model, not a curated record.
AUGUCGCUCCUGGAUGAGCUUCCAGUCGCACCGCCAGACCCGGCUUUCUCGCUCGUCGCUGCGUUCAAAGACGAUACCUGCGAGGGAAAAGUGGAUCUAUGCCCAGGUUUCUAUCGAGACGAGAAUGCAAGGCCCUGGAUCUUACCAGCUGUCCGACAGGCCAAGGAGCGACUACACGCCAAGACUGGCGACCACGAGUAUCUCCCUCUCGCUGGCCUUCCCAGCUUACUACGCAGCUCGCAAAGACUGCUGUUCGGUGCUGAGCGGGAUGUGAGCCGCCUUGCAUCGCUGCAGACCGUUUCAGGCACGGGAGCCAAUUACAUCGCCGCUCAGUUCCUUUCCAGCAGACUCCAACCCAAGAGAGUGUGGAUUCCGGAUCCGACUUGGGUGAAUCAUCCAGAGAUCUGGAAACUUGCCGGUCCAGAGGUUGAGCAGCGAUAUUACCCGUAUUACGACAAGGAACGCCACCGGGUAGACCUUGACGGCAUGAGAAACACACUGCAACAAGAUGCACGGAGAGGAGACGUCAUUAUCCUCCAUGCGUGUGCUCAUAACCCGACAGGCGCAGACUUUACGACAGAGCAGUGGAGGAAUGUCGCUGCUCUCUGCGAGGAGAUUGGACUGUUCGCGGUCUUUGAUGUGGCAUACCAAGGCUUUGCAACCGGUGACCUGGUCAACGAUGUCUUUGGUAUUACAUACUUCUAUGACAAACUCACCCUCGAAUUCGCAGUAAUGCAAUCCUUCUCGAAGAACUUUGGACUAUAUGGAGAACGAAUUGGAGUCCUCCACGUCGUUGCACGCGACGUCUCGACCGCCUCGAAACUAACGCCAUUACUCACUCGACUGUCACGCGCCGAGAUCACUUCUUGUCCUUCCUAUGGCGCCAGGCUCGUCGUCGAGGUGCUCGAGGAUCCUGCUCUGUAUGAGCAAUGGUUGAAAGACCUGAGAACGAUGAGCGACCGCAUCAAGGAUAUGCGAAAGGAUCUCUAUGAUGGCCUCCAGCGCAGGAAUGUACAUGGAUCUUGGGACCACAUACUCACUGACAUUGGGAUGUUUUCCAUGACUGGAUUGUCCCCGGAACAGGUCGCUGAACUUAGGGAGAAACAUCACGUUUAUCUUCUCCCAAGCGGACGGCUAUCCAUGGCAGGAUUAACCAAGCAGAACUUGGAGACGGUGGUUUCUGCGAUUCAUGAUAUCCUUGGCUCCGUCUAGCAGAAUUUGCCACGACAAGGUAGAUCGAGGAAAUGGG